Ostertagia ostertagi is the source of this 900-nucleotide messenger RNA. The record is from the annotation of a GenBank genome assembly. NCBI's taxonomy places the organism in Eukaryota, Metazoa, Nematoda, Chromadorea, Rhabditida, Trichostrongylidae.
GAGCUCACGCCUAAUUACGAGUACGCUGGUACGGGUAACUGGAGAGAUGAUUGGCGAGCCACGCUUCCUGAAUGUGUCGAUGCUUUCGAACCGUGCUUUAUUUUAUUCAGGCUCAAUACUAUAACCGAAUGGAUUCUAAUAACAUUUGCCGAUGAUCGUGCACCUAUCAAAGAAAAAAUGUUACUAGCUGCUACUCGUGCCACAUUUAAGAGUGAAUUUGGACCUUGCUAUGUUGAACAUGAGAAACACGUCACAGAUAGAAAGGAUCUUUCCUUGGAAUCUUUUGAAAACUGGCUGAAGACGAAGGCUGAAUUGGGCCCAAUGAGUGAAGUGGAACGAGAACUUCACAACGCUCACCAAGAACGUGCUGCGGUUGCGCAUGCAGGACCACAGCAUAUGAAAGGUGUUGCUUUUCCAUUAGAUCGAAAUGCUGAGGAUGCGGUGCGGAAGCUUGCACAGGGUCGAUUAGCUCUUGUUCAGUUAUCGGUUGACACUUUGAAUGAAGCUAUAAAAUUGGAAGCAACGGAGGAGACAUUGCCAGCAAGCAAACUAGCCAGUAAAAUUCCUCGGGAUAAACCGCGAUAUACGUUCUUCCGGUUUCAACACGAUAGCGAUGGCUUUCCGAAGUAUUCGACAUUUUUCAUUUACUCGUUACCAUCUUCGGGUAGCUCAAUCAAGGAACGCAUGCUGUACUCAAGUUGCAAGUCUCCAUUUCUGGAAACUGCCACUAAACACUUGGGAAUAGAACUGAGUAAAAAGAUGGAAGUAGAUGCUAAAGACGAUCUUUCGGAGUCAGCUCUUCUGGAAUCACUGCAUCCGGUAGAACAAGAAAGUCCGAAAAUAUAUGCUCGUCCAGCUCUUCCAAAAGGAGCAGGACCUCGUCGAAUUACGAAAGUUUGA